This is a messenger RNA of Megachile rotundata (alfalfa leafcutting bee), 1073 nucleotides long. RefSeq names its product lipoprotein lipase. The record is from RefSeq and is a predicted model, not a curated record. Gene Ontology annotation, molecular function: serine hydrolase activity; lipase activity. Gene Ontology annotation, biological process: lipid catabolic process. NCBI's taxonomy places the organism in Eukaryota, Metazoa, Arthropoda, Insecta, Hymenoptera, Megachilidae.
AAAUCGGACUGAACAUGAAGCUACACGCUGCAAUUGUUUUGUUGCUCAUUGGCAACGCGGUUAGUUCGCCUUUCAAUCUGCUCCAGCCUUUCGAGAAAGCUAUAGGAAAGGCAAUAGGCGCUAUCGCGAAUGUGACGCAUACUCAACCGGACAUUUACAUAGAAGACGAGCACGGCGAAAUAGUGAAAAUAGAUUUGAGCUUAAUUGGCUCUGGAAGAUCUCUAGUCGUAGAAGACUUACAGGACCUCGUCAAUUUUUAUCUAUAUACAAACGAAACAGGCACCGAUGCUGAAAGAUUGUAUAUUAACGAUACCGAGGCUUUCAAUAGCAGCCAUUUUGAUCUGAGCAGACCAACCAAAGUCGCCACUCAUGGAUGGAGAAGUUCUUACAAUGCAAGUGCAUGCACUUUGGUUCGGGAUGCUUACCUUAAACAUGGCAAUUACAACAUCAUCGUAAUCGACUGGAGUCAGUUGGCCUACUACGAUUACGUAUUUUUAAGCCAAGAGCUUCCAAAAAUUGCCCAGCACAUCUCUACAUUUCUCAAUUUUCUCUAUUCGCAAGGUGUGGAUGCAGAUAAUGUGACUGUAGUGGGUCAUUCAUUAGGUGCUCAUAUAGCGGGUCUUUCAUCUUACUAUGCCACGGAACGAGCGGGGUACAUUGUCGGCUUGGAUCCUGCGGGUCCCCUCUUCACCUUGAAAGAUGAACGCGGGAGGAUCUCCGAACUGGAUGGAGAAUAUGUAUUAAUAAUCCACACAACCUGUACCAUCGGCUUGUGUAAUGAAUUGGGUCAUGCUGACUUUUACCCUAACGGUGCCAUACUUCAAGCUGGCUGCACAAAUGGUGAGGUGUGUGGCCAUGGACGAGCUUACGAAUACUUUGCUGAAUCCAUAUUGUACAACGAUUUUCCGGCUCGAAAGUGCGAUAACUACGUUGAAUUCGAACUUGGGUUAUGCAAUUCCAAUGAUAUCGCUUACAUGGGUGGCGCCGAACUGAAUUCGAACGUUACAGGAAAAUAUUUCUUGAACACAAAUUCGAAAUCACUUUACGGAAAGGGCAGCAUAUAGAAAUCUUUA